CGGACAGUCGCUUAAUCGUCCCGUUCGGUAAGAAAGUCGCCGGUAACGAUCAAUCGCGAUAUCACGUCUCCGGGUGCACGUAAUUUUUGCAACAUCCCAAUUAGCGAUACUUUGCAGUUGCCCGUGGAAAACCGAAUGUAAAAAAGGAUAACCGCGUGCGGCACGGAUUCCCCCAAACGCUAAAAAAAUCCAGCCGAUCGCCACGGAUUUUCAGUCAGUAUCGUUCGCGAGUCGGAUUAGUGUACCCACUCCGACGAAAACUUGUAACACCGAAUAAAAAAAACGAUCUUAAAUGUAAAUGUAUAAAAUCUUCAAUGUCAAACGCGAGAGUGGAUUUUUCAAACGACGCGAUGGUGUUUCUGACCUUCUUCGCGACUAUCUUGAUCGCGUUUUGUGACGGGGUUGAUUUUGUUUACCCCGAAGACCCCUACAGAAGAGGCAGUAGCGAUUAUUAUCAUCACGGUCACCAUCAACAUGACCAUCGUAAUUACGGUGGUUACGGUACCCGUGACGGAGGAUCUUACGUGAUCACCGAAGAUCCGAGCGUGGACAAUAAUAACAUAGGGAUACCGGUGGAUUUUGCGAAAAACCUGAGCGAGUAUACCGUGUCGGACUUACUUUUGAAUUUCGUCGAUGGUCCCGAGGAUUAUGACAAACCCCUUCUCAUCAGUACCCGAUUCGGGGAUACAGAUGAAUCGAACUCCGAAAGAAAUUCCGCAAUGAUACCCAAACCUGCAAAGUGCAUGCCCGAGCUGCAAAGCGUUAAAAUCGCGGAGUCCCACAGCCCCAAUGUCCUAUAUAUACCCCAAUGCACGAGGGUCGAACGAUGCGGAGGCUGUUGCUCGCACGUUUUGCUCUCCUGUCAGCCCACGAAAACCGACACAGUGACAUUUCAAGUUAUGAAAACCGAGUACACGGGAGCCAAAAAGCUAAAAUAUGUGGGUAAGGAGCUCAUUUUGGUCGAGAAACACGUCUCAUGCAAGUGCCACUGCAAAGUUAAGGCCGAAGACUGCAAUACUUAUCAAGAGUACCGAGAAGGUGAAUGUAAGUGCGUGUGUAAAAACCUUGACGAGGAGAAAAAAUGUGCAAAAUCGAGUUCUAAAAAAUUAUGGAACCCUGACGUGUGCGCCUGCCAGUGCCGCGAAAUCAUGCCCUGUUCAACAGGAUACACUUUCGAUUUUAAUGAGUGUCGAUGCAUCCCGGCACAGGUCAAACGCAGGUAUAUUUUGACGACAGACGAAAAUCGACCAGAUGAGCCCCUCGACUGAUCAUUUUGAACGUAUAUUUACUGUAUGUAAUACAUUUUUUUAGGUGCACUGUAGU
Molecule: messenger RNA, 1323 nt
Organism: Cylas formicarius (sweet potato weevil)
Lineage: Eukaryota; Metazoa; Arthropoda; Insecta; Coleoptera; Brentidae
Product: vascular endothelial growth factor A-like
Exons: 6
Coding region: 315-1268 (317 amino acids)
Biological process (GO): positive regulation of protein autophosphorylation; positive regulation of cell population proliferation
Cellular component (GO): membrane
Molecular function (GO): growth factor receptor binding; growth factor activity
Source: RefSeq, a predicted model, not a curated record